Molecule: messenger RNA, 834 nt
Organism: Salvia splendens (bonfire salvia)
Lineage: Eukaryota; Viridiplantae; Streptophyta; Magnoliopsida; Lamiales; Lamiaceae
Exons: 1
Coding region: 1-834 (277 amino acids)
Source: RefSeq, a predicted model, not a curated record
AUGGGUUGUAUUGCAGAAGAACGUUUUUAUUACGCAGUGUCUCUUCUUCAGGGCGAUGCUUACUAUUGGUGGGAGACUGUCCCACGAGCUAUAAUACAUCCUCCAGUACUCAGUUGGGAUGACUUCUUGAGAGAGUUCAGUGAUAAGUAUAUGCCACCAGUGUAUCGUGAUGAGAAGCAAAGAGAGUUUUUGUCCCUUAAACAAGGAUCUAUGUCAGUUGCAGAUUAUGAAGUGAAGUUUACUCAGCUUUCUCGUUAUGCAUCGGCAUUGCUACCUACAGAACAAGAUAAGUGUAGACGUUUUGAAGAAGGAUUGAUAUAUGAGAUAAGAAGCAAAAUCACACCUUCAGACCUUCGUACUUAUAAUGAUCUACGUGCAGCAGCUAUACGAGCAGAGAGACUAGUGAAAGAAAGCCAUGUGUAUAUUCAAACACAAAAGAGGGGACCACAAGAGUAUAGGGGUGAAUCAAGCUCGAGCAUUUCAAAAAGGCCUAGUUCUUUUUCUUCGGCAUCGAGUUUCAGUAGAGGAGGUCCAUUGGGUCAAAGAGGCAGACAUGCACCACCUUUCAGUUAUGAGUGGGGACGAGGAUCUGGUAUGACAGCACGUGCACGACCUUUAUGCGUGCACUGUGGACGACCACAUACAUGGGAAUAUCGAAUAAUUACAGGAGGUUGUUUUCACAGCGGACAGCAAGGACACUAUUAUAGAGAAUGCCCACUGGGGUCUAACAUAAUAUCAAGUGGAAGAGCAGCAACGGAACCAACAGUACAGAAUGUGCGACCUGCAGCAUCGAGUGCAAGUAUUAAUCGAGGUCGUGGAGGAGGACAAACAUGA